AUGGAGACUCCGGUGGAAUCUUUCGAGAGACUGCGGCAGGCAUUGAACGUGCUGAAGGACCACCAUUACGACCCCUGGAACUGGCAUGAAUACCUGGCCGACGAGCCGGAAGAAGACGCAGAGGAGGAGGAGGACGAGGAGGAGGCAGACCUAGAGAUGCUGGCCCUCAAGCCGAAGCGCCGCAAGAACAUCGAGAAGCUGAAGGCUCACCUCCUGACAGUCGUGCAGGAGCUGAACCGCGCUGGCCAUGCAGCAGACCUGGCGUAUUACUACAUGUCCGUUCAGCCCGAGCUCAUGAAGGAUUGUGUGGUGAUCAUGGGCGUGGCUGGGGACAUCGACGAGGAUCUCCUGAUGGACAGCGGCGAUGCAUCUCCGGAGAAGAUCAUGGCGGCUCUUCAAGCCAAGCUGGAUGCAGCGCACGAGCGCAUCGAGGAGCUCACCGACGAGGUGAACGACCUCAAGAAGCGCCUCAAGCAGAAGACGGAGGAAAGCGAGGACAGAUGGGGGAACUGGCAGAGAUCAAAGAUGCAGGGCGAAGAAGCCAUUCAGAGACUGGACGAGACAACAAGGUCUCUGAUGAUGGUCCUGGAAAGAGAAGGCAAGCUGGCGGCCGCCUACAACGACCUCUACGCCCGCCACAACCGGGCGCGGAAGCUCAUGAUCUACAAGGGCACGCACCUGAUGAGGGAUAGGCUGCUUCUCCAAAACAAGAAGGAAAACCUCUUCUACGGGUUCCAGGGCUUCGUGACGGUCCUCCAGCAGGAGAAGGAGGAACGAAUCCGACGAGAGCUCGAAGAAAUGCGGGACUCCGUUGAGUUUGCUCUCCGGAACGAAGUUCGCUUCCUUGUCUCCGAGAACUCGCUUUGCAAUUCCUCUGCCCGUCGCCUGGCCGAGGAAGCCAACCGCCUGAAGCUCGAUCGCCGGGCACUGGCAAAAAGGCUGCUUCACAAACAGCGCCCCUACGAGCGGCUGGAGUAUGUUCUCUGGGCCUGGGAGCUCUGGCAGUCCAUGAGGGCCGAGGUGCGUCUGGAGAAGUCUCUGGAGCGGGAGAAGGCCACUGUGGCUGCCGUCAACCAGCAGUUUACCUGGACAUCCCGCCAGAUGGUGCCCUUGAUGGACUUCAUGGACCAACUCAGGAUGGACGUGGUGAAGGAGCAGAUGCAGGGCGACAUCGUCCGAAGGGAGCUGGUUGCUGCCAGUGCGAAGCAGUUUGCAGCCUUGGUCGACCAGCUGCGGUUGCAGCGCGCGCAGGAGCUUGACAUGCUCCAGCGGCUGCGCCACCUCGAGAACGAGGCGAAGGACGAGCGCAUCGCCGUGCUGGAGCGGGAAAUCGCCGAGGACAAGCACAUUCACGCCUUGAAGGGCAUGAUCGUGGACCUCGAGACGAACCUCCGGAGAGCCCUCGACCGCCGGAAGCAGCGCAGUUAUGUCGUGCCGCCCGCCAAUGGUCCUCGAUGUGUACAGUGUGGACGGGAGACAUCCUUCCGUGGUUGGAAGCUGCCGCCGGAUGGCCUCACGCGAAGCGCCUCGGAGGUCGACCUCUCUCGCUCCAACGCCUCGCCAGUGGCCCCGCGGACGAAGACCGCCUUCCCGGAGCGAAGCCCCAGGACGAACCGGACGCAGGCCUGGCCCGAGGAGGAGAAGGAGGCCAAGUUCACGGCCGUCUGGCGGUGA
Symbiodinium natans is the source of this 1674-nucleotide messenger RNA. Lineage: Eukaryota; Dinophyceae; Suessiales; Symbiodiniaceae. The record is from the annotation of a GenBank genome assembly.